GGACACUACUGCAGAUAUAUAAAGGCUGAGGAGUGUGUAGACUCCGUGUCCAGUCAAGAUGGAGAGGCGGCACUUUGCUCUGCUGGCCGUCCUGGCGGCGCUUUGCGAGGUAGUGUUCGGCAGCGUGGUGGACGGAAUCAAGAGGCAGGAGACAACGCUGGAGUGUGGAGACGUUCUCAAGCUUGACUUCACGGACAUAAUACCGACUGUCCAUUGUUCUUUGCCGUGUCCUGAUAUGAACACGAUUGCCGUCGGACCGGUCUUCAAGCGAGAGGCUCGUCUGGACGAGUAUGGGUUGAUGGUACGGCAGGAGUACGGCGAGAACGGCACGGUGACUUGCUUGCUUGUCGAUGUCAUUUCAGACUCUCUCGCUCUACAGUCAUCUCUCCAGGCUGAGGCUUGUGAUUCAGUGCCUCCUUUCACUGAGGGCUCUACUGUGUCAUCUACCGCUGCCACUGAGGGCUCUACUUUGUCAACAACCACUGUCACAGGAGGCUCUAGUGUGUCAACAACCACUGGCAGUGAAAGCUCUACUGUGUCACCAACCACUGCCACUGAGGGCUCUACUGUGUCAACAACCACUGCCACUGAAGGCUCUACUGUGUCACCAACCUCUGCCACUGAGGGCUCUACUGUGUCAACAACCACUGCCACUGAGGGCUCUACUGUGUCACCAACCACUGCCACUGAGGGCUCCACGGUGUCACCAACCACUGUCACUGGAGGCUUAUCUGCCGACACUACUAUCAUUGCAGACUGCGCCGAUAACAUGGACACUACUGAGUCUGUUUCUGGCGAUGAACAAAGCCAACACAUUACCAAUCCAUCUUCCAGUGUGACAACUCCGUCCCCAACAAGCCUUCCUACCACUACCACCACCACGCCUCGGUACAAGUGCCCCAGUGACUUUGAGAGCUUCAAUAAUUCCUGCUACCACGUGUCUGUUGAGGAGGGUACGUGGGAGGACGGGAGGAUUUAUUGUGCGCUUAAGAACAGCAAAUACGUCACCAUUACCAAUGAUGACGAGUUCUAUUACGUAAUAAGCCUUCUGAGCACAGACACUUGGAUUGGCCUCAACGACAGAGAAAAUGAAGGUUUCUUUAUCUGGGAUUCCGACGGCACUGCUAUCGAUUACGAAAUGUUUGCCUUCGGAGAGCCAAACAACGGUAUACUUUACAGCGAGGAUUGCGUCGAGAUGCGCGAGGGGAAAGGCUUCAUGUGGAACGACGAGGGUUGUGAGUCCUGGAGAAGAUUUGCUUGUGAAGUGAGUCCAACUCAGUACCGACGAUAAACCAUCUGAAUCACCACUCAAAGUCCUGAAAAUUGGCCAACAUUGAGAAAAUACGUACUUCAAACAACUUCACAUCCUAAUAACAACAAAAACAACAACAAAAACUGUAGUAAUGGAAAACACCAAGAAGCAAAGUUCGAAGAUUAUUAAGUUCCUUCCACCAAGAAAUGAACAUCCCAAUUUAUAGAAGAGUGAUUAUCAUGAAUAGAUCGGAGAAAUGGAAUCUGCAACAAACAACAUCCAGAGGUUUUAAAUUCCACAAAAGCACACUAUAAGAAUGGACUGAGAGGUUUAAGAUACAGAAACGCCAAUUUUUCCAUAAACUACUUGGUCCUUUCCUGUCCGUACUGGCAGCUCAGUACGAUUUUUUUUCCUUAGUUUUUGUUGCUCUUAACGUCUUACAUAAUAAAAAUGUCAUGUAGCAGGAGCAGGCUAGAGGAAGACUAACACCAAGACGCAACUGACGCUCCUCAAUUCUAGUUAUAAAAAGAUAGGAGUAUCUGGCUUGCUUUUACUUCUGCCUGGCCACAAUACAUCAUAUUGACUGCAGUGCUGUAAGGAAACUUUUUCUUAGAACGUUUUCAUGGCGCACCUCCGCAAUACCUAUAUUGAAUCUCUGUUGGAAUUCAUACAAAAUUCAUAUUUCCCAAUGUCUGUUCUGAUGGGAAUUUGCAAUAAAACAACUAUCUUCUCACGAGACUUUUUGUGAUGGAUGUGAAAUAUGAUGGUAUUGUAAUAUUUGAAAUCUAAAGUCAAAGAAGAAAUGUAACAAACACAAUCAGGUGAAUGACAAAUGCUUACGAAAAAAAAUGGUGAAGGCUGAAGACAGUAUAAAGAUGUUGAAUGAA
Portunus trituberculatus (swimming crab) is the source of this 2139-nucleotide messenger RNA. Its product is annotated as aggrecan core protein-like. The transcript is spliced from 7 exons. The record is from RefSeq and is a predicted model, not a curated record. Bases 59 to 1291 code for a protein of 410 amino acids. NCBI's taxonomy places the organism in Eukaryota, Metazoa, Arthropoda, Malacostraca, Decapoda, Portunidae.